AUGUUGUGUUUGUUGUGCAAUACAGUUUUAAAUACUUUAAAAAAAGCGAAUGCAAAUAAACACUAUUUGACUCAUAAAGAACAUAAAUAUUUCGCUUUAGAAGGUGAAUCACGAAAAGCUGCACUUCAAAAGUUGAAAAAUGAGAAGCAUCAUCAGCAGGCAUCUUUUAGUGCCUUUGUAAAUCAAAAUUCCGCUGCAGUUGCUGUUACGUAUAAAAUAGCACAUAUACUUGGAAAAAGGGGCAAACCAUUUAGUGACAUUGAAAUAAUUAAAGAAUGUAUUGUUGAAGCAGUGAGUAUGUUAGAUCCAAGAAAUGUCGACAAAUACAAACAAUUACCUCUUUCAAGAAGAACUGUAACAGAUCGACAGCACGAAUUAGCGCAAAAUGUAACAGAGCAACUUCAUACAAUUAUACAAAAUGAAGAUGUUUAUUUUUCAAUUGCUUUAGAUGAAAGCACUGAUAAAACAGAUUCGGCACAAGUUUUAUAUUUUAUUCGUGCUAUAACUAAAGAUUUUCAAUGUUACGAAGAACUACUUGCGUUGGGUACACUAACUGGAAGAACUCGCGGAGCCGAUAUUUUCGAAAACUUCAAAGAAGUAUGUAAUAAAUUACAAUUGAAUGUCAGUAAUUUAGUCAGUGUCUGCACCGAUGGCGCACCUUCCAUGAGAGGCAAAAAAGAAGGAUUCGUUGCUUUGUUAAAAAAGGAAAACUUAAACUUGAAAAAAUUGAUAUCAUUUCACUGCAUUUUGCAUUAG
Parasteatoda tepidariorum (common house spider) is the source of this 756-nucleotide messenger RNA. RefSeq names its product protein FAM200C-like. Lineage: Eukaryota; Metazoa; Arthropoda; Arachnida; Araneae; Theridiidae. The record is from RefSeq and is a predicted model, not a curated record.